AUGGCUGGACAACUAAGUGAAGCUAAACCAAGGAACAUGGUCUCUUCUUCAGUUGGGUUCUGCUACUCUGAUGUACCCAGCAACCCAACCAUUCAUCAAACCCAGUUCACCAAUCAGAUCCAAGACUUUGGCUCCAACCCAGAGAUCUUCAACUUGACCACAGGGAUGGAGAUGAUAGGUUUCCUAAAGCAGAAUGAAAGUAACAACAACUCAGCUAUGUGGAAAGCUGGCUUCUUUGGCAAACCAGGGAACCACCAAGCAGGCCCAUCUUCUUCAAAGACAAUCAAUGAGUCAACAAGUUCUGAUUUUUAUCAUCACCAGCAUGAGUUUAACAACAAGCAACCUGAUUUCUCAACUGGGAUUUCAGAAACAAGUAGUGAUCAUCAUCAGAAUCUAAUGGUAGGACCUCAACAUCAAGACUCCUCUGGGGCUUGGCAAGAGAAUAGGUUCCUUGUUGAUGAUUCUUCUCUGAGGUGUGUGUUUCCGUGUGAAGGAAAUGAGAGGCCAAGCCAAGGCCUUUCACUCUCUCUUAGCUCAAACAAUCCUUCUAGUAUUGGGUUGCAGUCCUUUGAACUGAGGCAGACCAAUCAGCAUCAACCACAUCAGCAAGACCAACAAGAUGAUGAUGAUGAAGAAAAUGAUGAUCACAUGAGGUUUAUUUCUUCUGCUUCAAGAGAUAGUGUUGGGCUCUUUGGAAAACCAUCAGCAAAUAUGCAGCAGCAGAUGAAUAUGAUGCAAGAUGGGUUUUUGGGAAAAGCUACAGCUUCUUCAAGUCUUCAUCCUGAAGGGCUGUUCCAUCUCAGAAACUCAAAGUACUUGGCUCCUGCUCAGCAACUUCUCAAUGAGUUUUGUAGCCUUGGAACCAAGCCAAGUACUGAUCACCACCAUCCAUCAAAGGAAAAGCCCCACAAAAACAAGCUGUGGGAACAAGAAGACAAUGGCACUACUAGUUCUUCAAGAAACAAACAAUCCAAUAUUUACUCCCUUGAAUUUGUGGAGUUGCAGAAGAGAAAAACCAGACUGCUUUCAAUGCUAGAAGAGGUGGAGAGAAGAUACAAGCACUACUGUGAUCAAAUGAAGGCAGUGGUCUCGUCCUUUGAAACUGUGGCUGGUGCUGGGGCUGCCACAGUGUACUCAGCCUUGGCUGCAAAGGCCAUGUCACGACAUUUCAGGAGCUUGAAAGAUGGGAUUGUGAGUCAGAUUCAGGUCACAAGAAAAGCCAUGGGAGAGAAGGAUCCAGUGGCUCCAGGCACAACAAAAGGUGAAACACCAAGGCUUAGGAUUCUUGAUCAAACACUUAGACAGCAGAGAGCUUUCCAGCAGAUGAACAUGAUGGAGAGUCAUCCAUGGAGACCUCAACGUGGCCUUCCUGAGAGAUCAGUCUCUGUUCUUCGAGCUUGGCUCUUUGAACACUUUCUUCACCCGUACCCUAGCGAUGUUGAUAAACAUAUCUUAGCCCGCCAAACGGGUCUCUCAAGAAGCCAGGUCUCCAAUUGGUUCAUUAAUGCAAGAGUUAGGCUAUGGAAGCCCAUGGUUGAAGAAAUGUACUUGGAAGAAACAAAAGAGCGUGAAAACAACAUGAACAACUUGACCUCUUCAGAUGGGAUCACAACAGACCCCGGGGACAGCAGCCGAUCGGGUCAAAACCCGCUUCACAUCCGUCCCGAGGAUCAAAAACCCACGCCCGACCAGCUCGUCCGAAUAGACUCCGAGUGCCUCUCCUCCAUCAUCACAAACCCAGACAAAAAUCAUGACUCCAGAAGCAGCAAAAGCACCCUCUUAAACCACCACAUGAACCCACAACAAAGUUUUGGGAGGGUAAAUGAGUCAUUUGGGACAAUGGAGCUGGAUUUUUCAUCCUACAAUCACCAUCAGCAACACUCUGGAGGGACAGUUUCUUAUGCCAAUGAUCAUCAUCACAAUCCAAAUCAGGGUUUCAAUGGUGGAGGCGUGUCGUUGACAUUAGGGUUGCAACAGCAUGGUGGCAAUGGGGUGAGCUUAGCAUUCUCUCCUGCCUCACAGAGCUCUCUAUUUUACCCGAGAGAUCACAUUGAAGAAUGCCAACCAGUUCAAUACUCUCUCUUAGAUGGGGAAGGCCAGAAUACUUUGCCCUACAGAAAUUUGAUGGGGGCACAGUCGCUACAUGACUUGGCUGGAUAG
Molecule: messenger RNA, 2160 nt
Organism: Prunus armeniaca (apricot)
Lineage: Eukaryota; Viridiplantae; Streptophyta; Magnoliopsida; Rosales; Rosaceae
Source: the annotation of a GenBank genome assembly